This is a messenger RNA of Rubroshorea leprosula, 1293 nucleotides long. The record is from the annotation of a GenBank genome assembly. NCBI's taxonomy places the organism in Eukaryota, Viridiplantae, Streptophyta, Magnoliopsida, Malvales, Dipterocarpaceae.
CUCAGCCACGUGUUCUGCUCUUCUUCUUUUCCCCUGCAGCCGAACAAGGAGCCCAAGCCAUUGACACACCCACCCUCUUGAGAAACGGUAAAAGCUUGAUUUUUUUUCCUUCUUUCUUGUUCAAGAACAAGAUUUAGAACUUAGAAAUCUUUCCCCCUGCAGAAAAUUUCAGAUCUGCUCUGUUCCCUCCCCUCCGUCCGCUGCUCUUGGUUUGUGGGUGUGAAUUCUUCAGGUUUCUAGUAAGGAAACAGCCACUAAUUCCUCUUUUCUCCCUUGAUUUGGCUUGGGUUUACUCUAAUUUCUUUUGGUUUCUCCCAAUUUUCGGUAGAUCCCCUAAGGUCUCCUUCACUUCCCGUCGGUUUCCCCAACCCGCCAGCUCCGAUUUUUCUUGCUGAAUUUCUGGUUCUUUAUUAUUCUGUCACCCUAGGACUUGGAGUGAAUUUUCUAUGUUAUGCAACUGAGGUAAGUAAAUUAUGGUAACACUCUUCAAUUUCAAAGUAAAAGUAUAUUUUAAAUUGUUUUUGAGAUGGUAGCAAGGUUUAAAUUGAUUUUAUUAACACCUGAGCAUGAUUAGAAUGAAAAUGAAAAUUUUUAUUUUUUUUGGGGUUGAGCAUACCCACAUGGAAUUUUUUGGUUUAUUCUUGAAAUUUGAGAUUGAUUAUGAAUUACGGAUUUUUCUUGUAAAUUCUGCAUGGUUUUGUCUUUAAUAUAGUCAUGAUUAUUGAUUACUGACGCCCGCUAGUGGGAGUUUGCAAACGCUAGCACAUGUCGACAUGUAUACUGAUAGGACCAGUUCAUUCUGUAAUCCUGCCAAUGGGAUAAUACAUUGAUUAUUAAUGAAACUAAUGCCUGCCAGUGGGAGUUGUUAAACACUGGCCAUGACUUAUAGAUGAGACUAUUACUGAAUCUUAUUCUGCAUUAACGGUUUAUCAUUGAACAUUUUGUUAUGUUAAAUUAUUUAUCAGGCAUGCUUAAAUUUUACUCAUGGGUUAUCCAUAUUUUUACUUACUAAGAUAUCUUAUCUCAUAGUUUUCCUUGUCCACCAUUUCAGGAAGUGAAACCUGAGGCCUGGUUAACUAGGAGGAGUGACGAGCUAGAAGGCUAGUCAGUAUUUUGGACUUAGAUCCUUUUUGGACUUAAGCCGUUAGCCACACAUGCUUGACAUAGAUGUAAAAUGAUUAAUCAUUUUUUUGUAUACUGAGUUUCCCUUGGUUAUAGCCAUGACUGUCUUAUAAACUUCUGUACAUCUUGACUAUUAAAUUUUGGUAAUGGAAAGCUAGAUAUUAACUGACU